Serinus canaria (Common canary) is the source of this 7463-nucleotide messenger RNA. RefSeq names its product protocadherin 1 (gene PCDH1). Gene Ontology annotation, molecular function: calcium ion binding. NCBI's taxonomy places the organism in Eukaryota, Metazoa, Chordata, Aves, Passeriformes, Fringillidae. The record is from RefSeq and is a predicted model, not a curated record. Gene Ontology annotation, biological process: homophilic cell-cell adhesion. Gene Ontology annotation, cellular component: plasma membrane. The transcript is spliced from 6 exons. The coding region runs from base 38 to 3973 and encodes 1311 amino acids.
AGCCGGGCUGCUCCGAGCAGGCAGGCGCAGCCUCUAGAUGGUGCAGUCAUGCAGCCGAGCUGAGCAUGUGUGCAGCGAAGGGCGCUGCGCAACAGGUUGGCGUAGCUCAGCGGGGAGACGCGCUCCCAUCCUCGCUGCGGCGGAGCGGGAAGGACUUUCCAGCAUCCUGGCGAGAAAUCCGCGCCGCAACAGGCCCGGAAGGCGGUAUUUUUUUUCCGUUUGGUUUUCAUCCGUGGAUAACGCUCGAGAGGAGCCGGGGGGGUGGGGGGAGCGCGGUCCCGGCGGGAAGGAGGCGAUGGAGACGCCGCGGGACCAGCGCGCAGGGGCUCGGCACGGAGCGCAGCGCCGGCACCAUCCAACUCUCCUGCAGCGCAGGAUGAACCCGCUGGCAUCUUGCCUGGGCCUGUGGCUCCUCUGCCAGCUCCCUGCCCUGGCCUCGGGGACACGUGCAGUCUACAAAGUGCAGGAGGAGCAGCCCCCCAACACCCUCAUAGGGAGCCUGGCCUCCGACUAUGGCUUACCGGACAUGGGGCACCUCUACAAGCUGGAAGUGGGGGCCCCAUAUCUCCGUGUGGAUGGCAAGACUGGGGACAUCUACACCACAGAGACCUCCAUCGACCGGGAGAGCCUGAGGGAGUGCCAGCACCUCCUGCCCGGAGAGCCCUGCUUCCUGGAGUUCGAGGUGUCCAUCACUAACCUGAAUGCCAACAGCAGCCCACGCCUGCUGGAGGGGCAGAUCGAGGUGCUCGAUAUCAAUGACAACACCCCCAACUUCGCCUCACCUGUCCUCACCCUCUCCAUCCCUGAAAACACCAACGUCGGGACGCUCUUCCCCAUCCCCCUGGCCAUGGACCGGGACUCGGGCCCCAACGGCGUUGCCUCCUAUGAGCUGAUGGCUGGUCCGGAGGCGCAGGAGCUCUUUGGGCUGCAGGUGGCCGAGGACCAGGAUGAGAAGCAGCCUCAGCUGAUCGUCAUGGGGAACCUGGACCGGGAGCAGUGGGACUCCUACGAUCUGACCAUCAAGGUGCAGGAUGGGGGGAACCCCCCACGGGCGAGCAGUGCCCUGCUCCGCAUCACCAUCCUGGACAUGAACGACAACGCGCCCAAGUUCGAGAAGGCCCUGUACGAGGCAGAGCUCUCCGAAAACAGCCCUGUGGGGCACUCCGUCCUCCAGGUGAAAGCCAAUGAUUCGGACCAGGGCGCCAACGCCGAGAUCGACUACUCCUUCCACCAGGCCUCGGACAUGGUGCGGCGGCUGCUGCGCCUGGAUCGAGCCACGGGGCUCAUCACCGUGCAGGGCCCCAUCGACCGCGAGGACAUCGGCACCCUCAAGUUCUCCGUCAUGGCCAAGGACAAGGGCGCCAACCCCAAGAGCGCCCGCACACAGGUGGUGGUCACCAUCAAGGACAUGAACGAUAACGCGCCCUCCAUAGAGAUCCGGGGCAUAGGGUUGGUCACCCACCAGGAUGGCAUGGCCAACAUCUCAGAGGAUGUGCCAGUAGAGACAGCAGUGGCUCUGGUGCAGGUGUCUGACCGAGAUGAGGGUGAAAACGCUGUGGUGACCUGCGUGGUGGCCGGUGACGUCCCAUUCCAGCUGCGCCAGGCCAGUGAGACAGGGAGUGACAGCAAGAAGAAAUACUUCCUGCAGACCACCACGCCACUGGACUACGAGUCGGUGAAGGAGUACACGAUUGAGAUUGUGGCUGUGGACUCGGGGAAUCCGCCCCUCUCCAGCACCAACUCCUUGAAGGUGCAGGUGAUGGACGUCAAUGACAAUGCCCCUGUCUUCAGCCAAAGCUUCACUGAGGUGGCUUUCCCUGAGAACAACGAGCCUGAUGAGCUGGUCAUGGAGGUGAGUGCCACUGAUGCUGACAGCGGCUCCAAUGCCAAGCUGGUUUAUUCCCUGGUGACAGACCCCUCCUCCAAGGGCUCCUUCACCAUUGACCCUGACUCCGGGGAGAUCCGGGUGAAGGCGGUGCUGGACCGAGAGCAGCGGGAACGCUACGAGUUCUUGGUGGUGGCGGAAGAUAAAGGCAGCCCCAGCAAGCAGGGCACAGCGUCUGUGGCCAUCAACGUCAUGGACAGGAAUGACAACGACCCCAAGUUCAUGCUGAGCGGCUACAACUUCUCAGUGAUGGAGAAUAUGCCGCCCCUCAGCCCCGUGGGCAUGGUGACGGUCAUCGAUGCUGACAAAGGAGAAAAUGCCCGGAUCCAGCUGUCAGUGGAGCAAGACAACGGGGAUUUUGUCAUCCAAAAUGGCACUGGCACCAUCCUCUCCAGCAUCUCUUUCGACCGGGAGCAGCAGAGUACCUACACCUUCCGACUCAAGGCAGUAGACGGUGGGGAUCCCCCCAGGUCUGCCUACGUGGGGGUGACCAUCAACGUCUUGGAUGAGAAUGACAAUGCCCCCUUCAUCACUUCCCCCUCCAACGCCACCUACAAGCACAUCCUGCCCCACACCAGCCCCGGCCAGCAAGUGAGCAAGGUCAAGGCGGAGGACAUCGACUCGGGCAUCAACGCCGAGCUGAUCUACAGCAUCACAGGAGGAAACCCCUUCGAGCUCUUCCAGAUCUCCCCGCAGAGCGGUGACAUCACUCUGGAGAAGGAGAUCCUGCGCAAGCACCACGGCCUGCACCGCCUGGUUGUGCGUGUCAACGACAAGGGCAAGCCCUCGCGGCACGGCACGGCUCUGGUGCACUUCUAUGUCAAUGAGACACUGGCUAACCGCACGCUGCUGGACACGCUGGUGGGGCACAGCCUGGACACCCCACUGGACAUCGACAUUGCUGGUGACCCCGAGUACGAGCGCAGCAAGCAGCGGAGCAACAUCCUCUUCGGGGUCAUCGCUGGCAUCGUGGCUGUCACCCUGGUCAUCGUGCUGGUGGUCCUGGUGCGCUACUGCCGGCAGCGCGAGGCCAAGAGUGGCUACCAGGCGGGCAAGAAGGAGACCAAGGACCUGUAUGCACCCAAGCAGGCCAGCAAGAGCGGGAAGAGCAAGAACAAGGUGAAGAAGAGCAAGUCUCCCAAGCCACCCAAGCCCACGGAGGAUGAGGAGGAGACGGGGCUGCAGAAAUCGCUCAAGUUCAACCUCAUGAACGACUCUGUCAGCGACAGCCCCCGGAUCCACCUGCCCCUGAACUACCCCCCGGGCAGCCCGGACCUGGGCCGCCACUACCGCUCCAACUCGCCGCUGCCCUCCAUCCAGCUGCAGCCUCAGUCACCCUCAGCCUCCAAGAAGCACCAAGUGGUGCAGGACCUGCCGGCCACCAACACCUUUGUUGGCACCGGGGACAACAACUCGACGGGCUCCGAGCAGUACUCGGACUACAGCUACCGCACCAACCCCCAGAAAUACACCAACAAGCAGUUACCUCAUCGCCGAGUGACGUUCUCUGCAGCCAGCCAGGCUCAGGACCUGCAGGACCCCUCCCAGCACAGCUACUACGACAGCGGGCUGGAGGAAUCCGAGACCCCCAGCAGCAAAUCUUCAUCGGGGCCCCGCAUCGGGCCCCUGGCCCUGCCCGAGGACCACUACGAGCGCACCACGCCCGAUGGCAGCAUUGGGGAGAUGGAGCACCCCGAGAACGAUCUCCGGCCUCUGCCCGAUGUAGCCAUGACUGGGACCUGCACCCGGGAGUGCACAGAGUUCGGCCACUCCGACACCUGCUGGAUGCCUGGCCAGUCCUCCCCCAGCCGCAGGCCCAAGAACGCCCUCAAACUCUCCACUUUUGUGCCUUACCAAGACAGAGGGAGUCAAGAGCAAGUCGGGAACGGCAGCCCCAGACUGUCGGAAGAGCGCAGCACCAAAAUGGCCAACCUCCGCCUGCUCCCCACGUACAGUGCCUUCUCCAAUAGUAGCCAUGAGCCCUGCAAGGACUCUCCCAUGGAGGAAAUUCCUCUCACCCAGACCUCGGACUUCCAGCCAGCCACCACCCCCUCGGCCCAGACCACCAAGAGGGAGAUCUACCUGUGAGGCUGGGCGCGAGGGGCAGGGAGCUGAGGCCAGAGGAACAUUUUCCACUUCGAUGCUUUAUGGCUCCUGCCGCUUCUCCAGGCAGGGGGCUCUGCGGGGAGCAGGGCAGGGCGAGGCAGGGAUGAGAGGAGCGCCUUUUUAACCCCCUGUUGCCCGGGGCUGGGGGUGGGUGGGGAGGGUGAAAAGCAUCCCGACCCCGAUUGCCGAGCAUCCCGAACUGCUGCCGGGGAGGGCUGGGCAGGCUCCUGGUGCGGAGGGCACGGAGAAGGGAGAGAAGGGCUUACGUACCAAAGGUCCACGCAGAGCUGGUGGAGUUCCUGGGGCAUAGGACGAGGAGUGUCCCCGAGCACGGGGAGCCAGCUGCCUGUCUCUUUGCUGUAGACUCCUGUAAAUACGAAUCUUAUAGGAAUGACAUUCAAGUCCUGCCUGAUCGCAACUUUUUAUUGUCCUUGAAACAAACAAAAAAAGAGAGACAUUUAAAGAGAAAACAAAACAAAACGAGAAAAAAAAAAAAAGAAGCAGACAAAAAAAAAAAGAGGAAAAACAAAACAAAAAAAAAAGAGAAAAAAAAUAACAAACCACAGGGAGCAAGUUCCAGCUUUUAAUGGUUUCCUGCGUGGAAGAGCCCCUGGGAGCGCAGCAUCCGGCCCGCACUCGUGUUCUAUAUUGUAAAUAGAGAUGUGAUCAGUCCCUGAAACAGCAGCUGGGGAGCUGGAGAAGAGGGGCAGCAUCCUGGCCGGACUGUAGGGACUUAGCCGUUUUUCAGCCUGGAUCUCUUUCUGAACGUUGUCACUGUGCCCACAAGCUGCAGGGUCCCUAGGGACUGCCCGGUGCCAUAGGUGGGGGCUGCUUUGGGGGUGGGGGAGGGGGUCCCCGGUGGUGGCCCUGCGCCUGGCGGGUGGAGGAGGGGUGGGGAAGCCCCCAGAGAAGGGACCGGCUGGGUCCGGGGAGGGGAUGUCCCCAGGAAGGGACCGGCUGGGUCCGGAGAAGCCCUCAGUCCGCCUCUGCCGGCAGGGAGGUCGCCAGUGGCUCUGGCUCUCAGCCCAUCGCCUCGGGCCUCCUCGGGGCAGGGGAUGCCCACGAGGCCAGGCUGUGCCGUGCCCUCGACCUCCGUCCCAUCCGCCUGUAAAGCCACCAUUGCCUUUGUGAGGAGGAGCUUUGUCUCAGGGUCACACCGGGGGCCGCCGAGCCCCUGCCCGCUGGACUCCGCUGCCCUUAGGCCACAGGGCCACUCUCACGGGGUCCAGCUUUCUCUUCCAUUGUCAAAGGUCCACCGGUCUCCCCGGCAGGUUCCUGCUGCCCCGGCGUCCUCAGCUGCCGUGCAGGGUCAGAGGAGCCCCAGCCCCUUACAGGGCUUCCUGAGGGGGCCCCUGGCUCUGUCGCUGCUCCCUUGGCAGCCGGGGCACAGCUCCGGUUUUGGGGUGCACCCCUGGCCGGAGGGGUCCGGGCGACUCGCGCCUCAUUCCUGGGUAGCCCUUCCCCUCCGGGCCGCGGGAGGGGCCGUGCUGCACCCUUGUGCUUCCCGUCUGCAGCUCUGGCACCUUCCCGAGGGAGCGAGGCCGCCAGGACGGCUCUCCUGUGGUGAGCAAGGGCCCGGUCCGUGCCCGCGGAGCUGGCACGGAGCUCCGCCAGGCUCCGGGGCCACAGGGACCCCGCAGGGCUGGGGCAGGGCCUGCCCUGCCAUAGCUGUAGUGCCUGUCGGGACCCCCUGCCCAGCCUCUCCCCCCCAGCACCCCGCUCUGAGCAGCUCCUCUCCCCUCCAUGGGGACGCAGCCACCUCCCCGCGCGGCUCCCUGAGGGGACACGGUGCCAGCCGAGCCCGGGCCACAGGGGAAGGGCGGCAGAAGGCGCCUGCUCGCACCUGCUGUCCCGUGCCCCUCAUGCCCCUCGUGUCCCUCGUGCCCCAGCCCUGCCUUCCCCGGGUGGCACCGCUGCCACCCCGCAUGGCCCGCGGCCCCGGCCCCGGCGGUGCCUGCCGGAGGAGGCAGGACCCUCCUCUGGCCUCCCGCUGCUGCUCCCGCCCGGCCGGGCCCGGAGCGGCCGGGUGCUCCCGCUGGGGGUCCGGCCGGGAUUCCUGCUCUGCCCCACAGGGCCGCGUUUCCCCGCUCUGGCUGCCUGAGCAGGUGCCGCUCCUGACCUUGUUUUUAUUGUAGCUCUGUAGUUUCAGGGCCAAACUGGGCAGAAUGUGCAAUUUGGCCGCACUGGCCACGAUCUUUGACUUCACUGCCAACUCGGCUGCUCACGCCUCCCCUGGGCCCAGGCAGUGGCAGUGUCCAGUGCCCCCUCUCGGGGACCCCCGGGGAGCCACAUCCGAGGGGGGCUUGUCCAAGACCACCUCAUCCCGGCGGGGGGGCUCCCUACCUUGUGCUGGGGUCUCCAGAGGGAUCCCGAGGCUGGAAUUCCCGUGGCUGGAAUUGCUGUGCUGUCUCCUGGAGCACCUGGCGAGGUCCUCAGUGCGAGCACGGUGCGGAGGGAGGGGGGAGUGCAGGGGGGUCCACGGGGAUGGGGUGGGGAUGGGUUUGGGGGUGGCUGAGGCCUGUGGGGGUGCACAGAGGGCUGCUGGGGGUUUGGAGGGGAGCACGGUGGGGCCAGGGCUGGGUGUCUGGGGGUGCACAGGGCUUGGGGGGCUCGGGGCACCGGGUGGGUGUGUGGGGAAGGCCAGAGAGGGGCUUGGGAGACCGGGGCCUCAGCGGGGUGCAGGGGGAUGGGUCCCUGGGGAGGAGAGGGUGCCGGCCAUCAGUCCUGGGAGAGGGGUUUGAGGGGAUUUGUCGCGGGGGGAAGCUGCCAGUGUCGCUGGGGAUCAGUCCUGGGGGAGGGCGAGGAAGAGGUGCUGUGGGAAGAAGCUCAUUUGCACAAUUAUAAGCCAGAAGGAUAAAGCCUCUGUGCACGUGGGGGGAGGACAGCUCCCCACGGGCUCCAGUCCAGACAAGCACAGGGAGGAGGAGGGUUCACUGUAUCUCACACUGCACUAGGACAAGCCAGGGGGAAAACCAAAGGUGGGAGCCAGGGAGCAGGCGGGCUGCGUGGGAAGGAUCUAAGCGACCCCUUUGUAGCUCUUCAGUGUUGGUUCUAUUUAUACGAGAUUUCAUUUCCUUGCUUGUGAUGCCUUGUUUUUUGUACAGUUUUAUGUACAUGCAGGUGUAGCUUUUCUAAAGGAGAAAUCCUAUGGCAGAGUAAAGUCCCCCCACUAUUUUUCAGAUGGUGCCCUAUGUCUAAGGCGACGCCUCUUGCUAAGGUUGUACUGCUCAAUGUGUGAUGCAUUUCCCUGUGCGGGGAAGCCUUUGGGCCUUGGGCUUGGUUUUCCCCGGGCGCUGUGAGCACAAUUGAUUCCCUUGUAACUCUUUCUGUUCGGAGCCGUGAGCAUGACACCGUCGUGAUGCCCCUUUCUUUCCGUUCUCCCCUGUUCCGUUCGUUUGCUGAGCUGUCAAGAUGACCAACUCCAUUGUAAUUAGCCCUUCCUAAAGCUUUACAAUAAAAGUGUGAAAACCCG